CUUAUACAGGUUCAUCUAUGUGAGUAUGCCAAGGUAGUAUGCCAUGGAGGGAAUGCUGGGAAGGUGCAGAAGAGGACAUGAGGAAAUUUUGAUGAAAAUCAUAAAAGGUUCUGUCUUCAUUUUGCUGACUCAAACCACAGAUUCCAAGGAAAGGAGGGGAAGUGGAAUAAAAUACUCAAGUGCCAGAGGAAAAGCCAGGCUAGUGAAUGCAAAUGACUGUUACUAAACUGUAGAUGGCUCUCGCAUAGUGGGAGAAUAAAUUGAUAUUCCUUCAAAGGUUAUAGAAUUACUUUCACAGACUUUCCUUACUGAACUUCAAACAGGCUAAAACCCUUCAACUACAGUUGAAUUAGGAAAUGGGACCUCCAUCUCCCUCCUGCUCUGCAGGGCUUCUUGUUUGGGGUAGGAAAUACUGAAUAAAUUGAAUGGCAUCAACCAAACUUACAGUUGAUGGUUAUGGAUAAUACAAGAACCUCAGAUUUGUCUUUGCAAUGACACCCAAUUAAGACAAAGGUUGGAAAUUGCUCGCCAGCUACUUUCUCAAAACUUGUAGUAACUAUUACGGUCAUGCUUUCUCUCUCUAAGAUUUGAACUCUGGGGUGAUGUUCCCUGGAAGGCACAAGCAGAUAAGUCAUCUUUUUGGACUGGAAACGGAAAAAAUAUGAGAAUGCCCAGAAGAGGCUUAGUAAUUCAAGCCAGGACUCGUUGGUUAUUAGUGGGCCUUGCUUUACUGUUCAGUUUAGUCUUACUCAUGUAUUUGCUUGAGUGUGCUCCACAAACAGAUGGUGAUGGAUCUCUACCCGGUGUCGUAGGUGAAAACAUGGGUAAAGAAUACUAUCAAGCUCUCUUGCAGGAACAAGAAGAGCAUUAUCAAAACCGAGCUACCAGUCUGAAACGUCAGAUUGCCCAGUUAAAGCAAGAGCUUCAGGAAAUGAGUGAUAAAUUGAAAUCCCUGCAGGAAAAAAAGAGCCCCAAGGUCAAUGGUAUGAACUCCCAGGGCACCAAAGAACAAGCAUCCAAUGAUCUCCUAGAGUUUCUUCAUUCCCAAAUUGACAAAGCUGAGGUGAGCGUGGGGGCUAAACUGCCUAGUGAAUAUGGUGUCAUUCCUUUUGAAAGCUUUACUUCCAUGAAAGUGUUCCAGUUGGAGAUGGGGCUCACUCGGCAUCCAGAAGAGAAACCUGUUAGAAAGGAUAAACGAGAUGAAUUGGUGGAAGUUAUUGAGGCUGGCCUAGAGGUUAUCAAUAAUCCAGAUGAAGAAGAUGGACAAGAUGAAGAUGAUGGAGUAGGAGAGAGGCAGCUGUAUAGUGAAAAUGAUUUCAUAGAAGGUUACUAUCGUACAGAAAGAGAUAAGGGGACACAUUAUGAGCUGUUUUAUAAGAAGAUGGAUGGCAUGGAAUACAGGCAUGUCACCUUGUUCCGACCUUUUGGACCCCUCAUGAAAGUGAAGAGUGAAGCGGUCGAUAUUUCUAGAUCAAUCAUUAACAUUAUUGUCCCUCUUGCUGGAAGAACUGAGGCAUUUGCACAAUUUAUGCAAAACUUUAGGGAUGUGUGUAUUCAUCAGGAUAAACAUAUUCACCUCACAGUGGUGUAUUUUGGAGAAGAUGGGCUAUCAGAAGUAAAAAGCAUCCUAGAUUCUGUUGCUAGAGAAACUAACUUCCACAAUUACACGCUUGUGUCUCUGACUGAGGAAUUUAACCGAGGCCGAGGACUUGACAUGGGUGCCAGAGCCUGGGAAAAGGGCGAGGUCCUGAUGUUCUUCUGUGAUGUUGAUGUUUAUUUCACAGUCGAGUUCCUUAACAGUUGUCGCUUAAAUGCUGAGCCUGGGAAAAAGGUUUUUUAUCCUGUGGUAUUCAGCCUUUAUAAUCCUGCUAUUGUCUAUGCCAACCAAGAUAUAGCACCCCCUGUGGAGCAACAAUUGGUACACAAGAAGGAUUCUGGUUUCUGGCGGGAUUUUGGCUUUGGGAUGACUUGUCAAUAUCGGACAGACUUUCUUACUGUUGGGGGUUUUGACUUGGAAGUGAAAGGCUGGGGUGGUGAGGAUGUUCACCUUUACAGAAAGUACUUGCACGGUGACCUUAUUGUGAUCAGGACACCGGUCCCUGGUCUCUUUCACCUCUGGCAUGAGAAACAUUGUGCUGAUGAACUCACUCCAGAGCAGUAUCGCAUGUGUAUCCAGUCCAAAGCCAUGAAUGAGGCCUCUCACUCGCACCUCGGGAUGCUGGUCUUCAGGGAGGAGAUCGAGACUCACCUCCGUAAGCAGGCUUACAGGACUAAUAGCGAAUCAGUAGGUUAAAUGUCGCCCCUGUGACAUUUGAUGACUUCAAAUUCACAAUGAACCAGCAUCAUUUUACAGCCUUAAUUCAGCUUAGAAAUGCAGUGCCUCUCUUUUUCAGUGAAGAAGAGUUUAGAGGGAUUUUGGUUCUUGUAUUUGUUUUCUGAGUAAUUCUUUGACUGAUAUGUUAUUACCUACAUAUCUUGUAAGUUCAAGCACCUCAAAUAAAUUGGAAAGCGUAUGUAGUUCAAGGAAAGUGUCUUUAGUAUAGAUUGGAAAAAUCAGUGGAAUGUACAACUCAACACUUUUCCACAUGGUACAUUUCAAUUCUUAUAUUUGCAUUAUUUUAAGAAUUAAAUUAAGUAAUCUUUUGUGUUGUCUUGAGUAUUUUUGGUCUGUUUGGCUCACUGCACUGUGACUUUAGAAGUACUUACACUCCAUUGUAGAAACAAGAGAAAGGUGUGAAAAAGAAUGUCACUGGGGAAGGUAUACGGGACAUGCUGACUGGUACACCAACUGUUCAGGUUACUGAUUUCACAGCAAAGACUUGGUGCCACAUUUGCUUCAUUCUUGCUUGCCACAUUCACAUGGUUGAAUACAGAGUAAUUUGUGUGAAAGGGGAGAAUGAAAAUCUAAGUGAAAUUUUAGAGCAUAUAAAUGUAAUUUCACACUGUGAAAGAGACACCACCUUCUUAUCUUGGUGAUGGAUCAGACAAGUUGGGAAUGUUCCAGUUGGGCGUUUCUGGGUCUGGUCUUUUCCCACAGUAGAUAUCAGAUCACAGAAUCCCUUCUAUAAACUAAACUGUGUUAUUAAACUCAUUUGUUUAAAAAUUUUUAGCCACACUCUUCCGUAUUAAAAGCCCCUGCCCAUACAUCUCAUCCUUUAAGUUGAGGAACCAUCUUUUCAUUCCCAUAAAAAUUUAUUAGAGGCCUGUUUGCUAUUAUGCCAAUAUUGUCCUUUUGCUUUUUCUUUCUGGCAUUUUUCUGACAUGUUUUUGGAAGGCAGUCAGAUACUCUUAGCUGUUUCAGUGACUGAAAAAGCAAGUGCUCUUACAGUCUUUCUUCAUACAAUGCUUUCCAUUCCACUGAUUAUCCUGGUAGCCUUAUUCUUCACUUUUUCAGUUUGAGGGGGUUUCAGGUUUGUUUGUGGGUUGGUGGUUUGUUUGGUUUUUUUUUUAAUCUGUUUUUUUGUUUUGUGUGUGUAGUUUUUUUGAGCAUGCAUAAGCAGAAUUAUCCUGUGGUCUCAUUAGUGCCUUGUACAAUGGCACUACUACUUUACUACUUCCCUUUUGGGUAUUUUGGGAUGCAUAAACAGUUUAAAUGAAGGCAAGUCAUUUUUCUCCAUGUUGUCUUAUAUGCUACCAUAUGGCAUGCCUCAUUUUUAAUAAUUUCUUUAUAGAAUGAAUGCUGAGAAUGCUAAUUCAGUGGUUAAACCAUUUGCAUGGUCUCCACUGAAUUUAGAAAUUGGUUGAAAACCCUUCUCAAACCAGGUAAUUAAGAUCUGAUUAUGAAUUCAGUUUGCUUCAAGAAUUCUGAAGGCAACUAAAGAUUUAAAUGCUUGAUUUCUGAAUAGCAGAUAUGCUGGGCAAUUAGUUCUGGGCACCGAUCCUUUUUAUAUGUACAUAAAAUUUGCCUUUAUGUAACUUAUUGUGGAGAAGUGUACUGUAUUGUACUUAGAAUGAAGAGAAUGCAUUGCAAGACUUCUUGCAGUUGAUAUUCUCAAUAUAAUAAACGGAA
This is a messenger RNA of Athene cunicularia (burrowing owl), 4009 nucleotides long. RefSeq names its product chondroitin sulfate N-acetylgalactosaminyltransferase 2 (gene CSGALNACT2). Lineage: Eukaryota; Metazoa; Chordata; Aves; Strigiformes; Strigidae. Gene Ontology annotation, molecular function: glucuronosyl-N-acetylgalactosaminyl-proteoglycan 4-beta-N-acetylgalactosaminyltransferase activity. The record is from RefSeq and is a predicted model, not a curated record. The transcript is spliced from 8 exons. Bases 662 to 2293 code for a protein of 543 amino acids. Gene Ontology annotation, cellular component: Golgi cisterna membrane.